GGCGGAGAAGUCGAAACGCCGCCACCGUGGGCGGCGUUCACCCGGCAAAACACGCGACGUUCGCCCGACGUUGGCAUGCGGUUGGAAUGGUUGGACCAACGUUGAGGUUGCGGUUGGAGCCGCUGGACCAACGUUUGGCCUAACGUCCCGUAUUUACUGGGCAGUCGUAUCACCGCCACUGUUUAAUUCGCUCCUCAUGUCGCGUCCAACUCAGACCCCCCGCCCUCGCGCAUCUCGCAGAGAUGGGGGGAGUCCUUGACUCUAAACCUCUGGGGAUUCUCCGCGGCGUUGCUUCACGCAGCCCGGCAGCUGGUGGCGAGGCACUCGAUGCUGCUGCUGCUGCUGAUGGAAGGUUCCAGCCGGCCUCACGAUGAGCCGUUAGUGCGCGAAGCCAAAUCCCCUCUGGGUUCACAAUUGGCUACUUUUUUGAUGGAUGGUGGUGGUGGUGUAAGUUGUGUUUGUUGGAGCUAGGGGCUCUUGGAACGUGUCCACAACAUUGUUUAAACAGCGUGGUUGGCGCACGACGACAUCACCCUGCGUCCCCACGGCGAACAUGAGUGACGAGUGACGAUCUGAACCCGGUUCUCCCCCCCCCCCGCCGCCUUCACACACCCCUUACCGACCGGCGUGCCUGGCAGCCGGCACGACGCCCGGCAGUUUGUGUCGACAAAGCGGCAGUGGAGUCGAGCGAGUUGUGAACCUGGUACACGAUGAUCCCACGUGCCUCGUCGUCACGUCGCCUUCUCUGUGCUCGCUGCGCUACUCCGCCAAGGAUCUUGCCACGCGAGGCGUUUGCCUGCGCGUCCGUCCGUGGCUGCGCCGUCAGGCGAGGCCGAACAUCUUCACGAAUCUCCCCACUGCUGCUGCUGCUGACAAACAUCUCUCUCGCCUCCCCCCCUACCCACGUCUCCCCGCAGAGACAGCGAGACAGAGCGAGAGAGACACAGCGAGCCGGAUCCAGGAGAAGACGGGAGCAGGGGUCGAACCUUCAUCAUCAUCAUCCCCACGACCAUGAGGACGCCGGCAGCGCCGACCUCGUGGCCGGCCUCGCGCUCGCCCGGCCGGGGACCGGGCGAGGCGCCGCCGUGCCGUGCGACGCGGAGCCGGAAGUGUCGCCGGCCCCGACGGUGCCGGCGGAGGAGGCGGCUCGGGAGCGAGCGGGGGCCGGCACCGGCGGGGAGGAGGGAGGCGAGCGAGGCGGAUGCUCGGCCUGCCGGUGCCAGUUUGAGAGUCGCGAGGAGCAGGUGGAGCACUACAAGCUCGACUGGCACCGCUUCAACCUCAAGCAGCGUCUCGCCGGCGCCGCCACCGUCAGCGCCGAGGAGUUUGAGGAGCGGACAGGUGACAUCUCAAGCAUCUCCGGCUCGGAAUCUGACUCCGACUCGGAGCCGUGGGACGAGCCUGACCCCUCCCAACCUCGCGACCUUCAACCCCGGGGGACGCAGCACGACGGGAAGACGGAGGAGGAGGAGAGCGGCCCGGCACGGCAGUCGCUCCGCGUGCUCUUCACGAACCGUGCGCAGCAGACGCUGUCGCUGCACCGCUGCGUGCUGCACAGAAAGCAGGAGACGGCGCAGGACGUCGACGCCGUGGGCCGCGUGCUGGCGCUGGACGCUCGCACCAAGUGGGCCGUGCUCCUGGCAGGAGGAGGCCACUUCGCCGGCGCCGUCUUCCAGGGGGAUACGGUGCUGGAGCACAAAACGUUCCACCGCUACACGGUGCGGGCCAAGCGCGGCACGGCGCAGGGGCUGCGCGACGGGCAGAGCCGUGGCAACGCGCCCAAGUCGGCCGGCGCGUCGCUGCGCCGCUACAACGAGGCGGCGCUCGCCAGGGACGUGCGCGAGCUGCUGGAGAGGUGGGCGCCGCUGCUUCGCGAGGCCGACGGCGUCUUCGUGCGCGCCGCCAGCUACAGCCGGGCGCUGUUGUUCGGCACGUGCGCACCGCUGCUGGCACGGGACGACGCCCGCGUGCGCGCGGUGCCCUUCGCCACGCGGCGCGCCACCCACGCGGAGGUGGUGCGCGUGCACCGCGAGCUGGCCGCCGUGCUGGUCUACGCCAAGGGGACCGACGUGGCGGAGGUGGCGAGUCCCGGCAGGAGGGCGUGGAGGAGAGCCGGGCGCACCCCGGAGACCGCGGGGACCGCGGCUCAACCCGCGGUGCCCUCCCACGGAGCUGGAGGAACGGGCGACGACGCGGACGACGACGACGAUGACGACGGCGACGUGCGCUGCAGACGAGCGAGGAAGUGUCUGAGCACGGCGCACCUCAGCGAGUACGACCUGCAGCCGAGCCGGGCCGCGCGACGCCGGGCCGCCCGCAACAACAACAACAAGCAGAAGAAGCAGCAGCAGCAGCCGCAGCAGCAGCAGAUCGACCUCUCGGAGGGGCAGGAGGAGCACCGCCCCAAGGGGUCAGAGGAGAGUCCUGUGCCGGCGCCCGAGGGCAGGGCGGUGGACGGGGCGGCGGAUGGGGCGGACGGUUCGGAGGACACGGGGGACGUCACGGCGGGAGACGGAGUGAGUCACGGGAGCCACGAGCAGGAGGAAGAGGAGGAGGAGCAGGGGAAGCGGCGUCCAAAGCGGCGCGAGAAGAAGUCCAAACCGAGCGCCGGCGCGGCGCUGACCAACGCCCUGCACGCCGGCGCGGCGGACCCGGGCUACUACCGAGUGCGGGACGAGCUGUACACGGCGUGCAAGGUGGGCGACGCGGGCACUCUGCGCCGCAUCCUGGGACCUCUGCUGCCUCGCCCUGUUGACCCCCACCCUCACGACCUGCCACUCCCCGAGGGGUCGUCCCCUCUGCCCGAGGACUCCGCUUCAGGCUCGCCGCGCGCCCCGUCUGGCGGCCAGCCCCACGCCCCCGAGAGCACGGAGGAGAAAGGGAGGUUGGCGGAGGGGGCGGCCUUCCCAGAAUGCAGUGCGGAGGCGGUGGCGGCCAUGCUGGCCGAGGCGGUGGGGGCGGCCGGCUGGACGCUGCUGCACGUGGCGGCCGCCAGCGGGCAGAGGACGGCCGCACGGCUGCUCAUGGAAGCCGGGGCCGACCCCACCAUCAGGGACAGGAAGGGCCGCCCGGCGUACUGCGCGAGCGCCGACAAGGAGACGCGCCACGAGUUCCGGCGCUACGCCGCACAGCGCCCGGGCAAGUACGACUACGCCAGGGCCCAGAUCCCAGGCCCGCUCACCGACGAGAUGGAGAGCGACCGUGCGGAGCGCAAGCGGGCGCAGCGAGCGGCGCGGCGCGUCAAGGACCGCGACCAGCGGGAGGAGCAGCGGCGCCAGGAAGCCGAGGAUGCGGAGACGCGACGCUUCGCCUCGCUCAGCGACCGCGAGAAGAGGGCGCUGGCAGCGGAGAAGCGGCUGGCGCAGCAGGGAGCAGCAACGUCGGCCGCAGCAGCGCCGCUCGGCAACAUCAGGAGGUGCUGGCAGUGUGGGCAGUCCCUCCAGGAGAAGACGCCCUUCGAGUACUUUGACUUCUCGUUUUGCACCAUCGCCUGCCUGCAGCAGCACAAGCGCUCUGGCGCCAGCGCCAAGCCUUGAGGUGCCACUGCGUGCAGGCACGCACGGCGCUACGGUUCACGGGAGCGGGUUAAGGGACGAGCGUUUUUUUAAUACUUCGAGGUACAGUGGCCAGCGUGGUUGAUGCUCGUGCAUCGCAGUACGAGAAGGACCUGGGUUCAAUUCCUGAGUCAAUGGUCCUCCUGUUCUGCAUGGGUUUCCUCCAAAAACAAACAUGCAGUGUGACCGGUACUGGCCGAAACAUCCACAUGCGAAGUGCACUGCAAAUUACGCGAUUGGGAUUACACCCAGCAACAUCGCCCCCUGCUGUGACACCGGAGCAGAACACCUCCUGAAAAAGAGCCGAGCGACUGUGAGGUUCUCCUGGUUUAAACAAGCCGCCGAGUCAUUACAGAGUUUGC
Lethenteron reissneri (Far Eastern brook lamprey) is the source of this 3916-nucleotide messenger RNA. It is a transcript of the gene ANKZF1, whose product is annotated as ankyrin repeat and zinc finger peptidyl tRNA hydrolase 1. The record is from RefSeq and is a predicted model, not a curated record. Gene Ontology annotation, biological process: ERAD pathway. Gene Ontology annotation, molecular function: protein binding. NCBI's taxonomy places the organism in Eukaryota, Metazoa, Chordata, Hyperoartia, Petromyzontiformes, Petromyzontidae.